Messenger RNA from Bipolaris sorokiniana ND90Pr, 234 nucleotides. RefSeq lists its product as uncharacterized. The transcript has a single exon. NCBI's taxonomy places the organism in Eukaryota, Fungi, Ascomycota, Dothideomycetes, Pleosporales, Pleosporaceae. The record is from RefSeq and is a predicted model, not a curated record. The coding region runs from base 43 to 234 and encodes 63 amino acids.
GCUAGCCUAUAGGAAAUAGUUAAUUAGCUUACGAGCUAGUUAAUGGCCACGCCAAACGAAAAACCUAUUAGGAAACCUAAGAUAGUAACUCUAGAUAAGUAUAAUAGAAGUCGCACUAAACUGCGAACGUUUCUUACUAACAUCGACUUAUACUAUAGAUACAACGACGUACCUAACGACAAGGAAAAGAUUCUUAUAGCUAACACCUACAUAAAAGGAAAAGCAGCUAGUUAG